AUGAGCGGUUUUAUGACAACGGCAGAGGCGCGUGAGGCGUUAGAUAGCCGUAAGGCUCUGGUUAAUGAAUUUCUCCAGGGGCUAGACGAGGCUGGACCGCCUCCCAAUCGGACGGAGUGCGAGAUGGAAAUGGAGAAAUUCCUCGAAAACCAGCGUCACCUCGACGAAGAGAUCAAAGUCUUCGAGAAGAAGGCGCCCGAGGUAGAAGAAUUUAUCAACAAGAUGAAGGACGACUCUGGGCGGAUCGAACGCGACAGGCUGCUCACCUACUUGGAUAGUCUAAGCCAGUCCGUCUUCCAGCAUGCUCUCCUUGUGGUGGCUGCGAAGGAAAAGGACCUCAGCUUCAUCCGUAACCUCUCGGCGGAACAUCGGAAAGCACUCGGCAUUCUUGAUCGCAGGUCUGUCGAAGACAGUCUGUCUAAUACGAUCGUACAGAAGAAGAAGGAGUUGGAGGAGGCAUCGAUCGAAUUGGCGAAGCAGAAGCAAGAGCUAGUCAAGAGCAACCGCGAGCUAGCAGAAAAAGACAGGGAACUGAUGGGAAAGACUGACGAGAUAAACACCGCCCGAGCCGAAGUCGCAACGCUCAAAACACAGAUAGGCAAGAAAGACGAGUCGAUCCUAGAGUUGAAGGCUAGCAAGGACGAACUAUUCAACCAGAUGACGACAAAUAUCGCCGAAGCCCACGCAUUAACAGACAAACUCGCAACAGCAGAGCGCCGCCUAUCGGAGCUGAACGGGCGCGUCCCCCAGCUAGAAGAUCAGAUCAAAGAUAGGGAGCUUCGGCUGGCCAAGUUCUUCGCUGCGCAGUCCAGCUGGGAGGGCAACGACUACGGCGGCUGGUUGCCUUUCGCCCGCGUUAUCACCGAUGCUGAUAGUGUUGUGGGAUCGGAUCCGCCCACGACUCUUCCGUGGGUGCUGCUCGAAGCUUGGCGAGACGAUAAAGAGCAGGAGAGUACCGAAUAUUCUCACCCCUCCGACCUAACUACGAUAACUUGCAAGCUAUACGGGUUUGCCCUAGGAGGGCACUACCACGAGGAAGCGUUGUGCCUCCUCGGGCUACUAGUUCGACGCCUCGCUAAAGACUCCUCCGCCCACGUCGCCUCUGUCCUGCUUGCUUUGGACAAGUAUCUCGGAAUCGCGAAAGAAUUACAAGUCUCUAGCGCCUCUAUACACCUCCAGAUCUUCCUCCUCGGCCUGUGGCGCGUGGCAUCCCUCGUCGCGAGGCGAUGGCCAUCCGUUCCGGCUGUCGAAAGCGUCCGAGAUCGGCUCGGGAAGCACCUGGACGGCUCUCCGCUCUUGAAGAUCGAAGAGCUGCUGGGCGACGCCAACCUGGAAGCAACCUUUCGCGAGAAGUCGCCGAAGGAAUGCCUCUUCUCGGAAGAAUUAGUCAUGGGCUUUGUUCGGCUACCUGAGCUGCGCAAUUGGGUUUUCGUCGUCGAUUUUGCUAACUGGACGGUCCGCAUGUUCCAUCCCUCGAGGAGCGCUUGGACUAGCAUCUACGACAUAACGGUCACGGCUGCCAAGCCAGGCAAGGAUUUGGUCAUUCCAGUGCACAAUAAAGGGCAGUUCGAUUGGAUUCAGAAGAACAUCAGCGUAAUAGCGCAGAGCAAGAUCCGAGAGGAGAUAGUUGCCCGCCUAACAACAAAUGAGGGUUUUGGACUUGCCGACCUCUCUUUCCUCGGGCUGGCGGAGAGCGAUCUGACGCGACGAACUCUCUUUUGCCGUCCUCCUUUCCAGCUCUACGACCGAAACCCCCUCUCUCAGCCGAUCUCCACGGACGAACCCGGAGAAUGGGACAUCGAGAAGGAAUCGGACCCAGUCGAAAUGGCGAAGCGCAGCCUGAUUACCUGGAACGGCCAGGGAAAUCUAGGCGACUUCAUUAGCGACAAGUUCGGCAUUUUCAGGUCCGCCAGAAACAGCAGGAGAUACCUCUUUACGUUUAACAGGCCGCUUGUUAUCCGAGUGCUCUACCACGCGCCGGCCGAGAACGCCCCCGGCUUCUCCAACCUAAGGCUUAUCACCGUCCAAGGCAACUGCCUGACGCUUAUACCAGGUACCGAGUCGGCCAUGAAGAUCGAGAAGCCUGAGAAUAACUCGAUCAGCUAUACUCUUAUCGCGGUUCUCAAACUGCGCUCGGCCGGCGAUGACCGAGAUCUGAUCCGACGCUACAGCUUAGACGGAAGGGAAUGCUGGCUCCUGUCCCGUUUCGCGUACGGCCACGGAUCCUGGAAGUUGGGACAACCGGGUCAGUAUAUGCUUUUUUACAUCCCGGCACCGGCAAAUCCUUCCUUGGUUGCAGCUCCCGAAAUCACCGACAGGCCCAAGGAUUUCGCUAUCAAGAUCGCGGUGGCCAGAAGGAUAGUUGGCUCCGAGGCUUCGUAA
Messenger RNA from Daldinia loculata, 2382 nucleotides. RefSeq lists its product as uncharacterized. The record is from RefSeq and is a predicted model, not a curated record. Bases 1 to 2382 code for a protein of 793 amino acids. Lineage: Eukaryota; Fungi; Ascomycota; Sordariomycetes; Xylariales; Hypoxylaceae. The transcript has 2 exons.